GUACUCAAAUGCGUGACAUAUUUCUUCACAAACUGAAAACGAUUGUACGCUAUCAAUUUGAAUAGUUUUCACUCAACAUUUAUUUAGCACGAACAUUUACAACAACACCGGCUAUUGCAAAAUCAACCAGAAAUGACCUACGAUUUUGAGCUCAGCACUUUCCCUCUUUUUAGUCCCCAUCACCUUGAGGAAAAGAUGACUUAAUUUCAAGUUAUUUUUUUUUCCACAAAUGAAAGUUGUCGGCGAAGUCCUGAAGUCGUGUUUUCACCUCCGUCUUCUUUCCUCAUUGGAAUAACGUGCCAAGAUAAAAUAUUCGAUGGUUACCACUAGCAAUAAAACUCAGAGCAAGCUUCAUGGUUUCACUGACAACGCAAGAAGAAUUUCGAGAUGCAUAUUUUACCGAAUCUUGAUAAUGGGAUUCAGAUUUGGAACAUUUUUAUUACACAUAGGUUGUUCACUCUUCUAUUGUGGUAGGGGGAAAGUAGUACCACCGAUCGAGAAUCCUUUGUUAUUGAAAUCGGCUACUGUGCUGGCUGCUGAUAUCAGGGAAGGAAAGGUAAAAAGUGAAACUAUCGUCCAAGCGUACAUCGACAGAAUACAGGAAGUAGAACCGUAUAUAAAUGCAACAACUUAUCAACGAUUCUCUGAGGCUAUACAAGAAGCGAGGCUAGCCGACGAGUUAGUUGCUUCGGGUAAAAUGAGUAGAAGUCAACUUUUACUAGAAAAGCCUCUUUUGGGAAUCCCAAUCAGCAUCAAACAGCUCAUUCAAAUAGAAGGAUUACCUUUCCAUGGAGCUAGUCUUGAUUCAAAAGAUGUUAAAUCAACCGAAGACGCAGAUGUAAUAAAAUAUGUAAAGAAAGCUGGUGCAAUUAUAUUAGUGACAACAAAUACGCCCGAGAAAGGACUGAAUUUGGAAACUUUCAAUAAACUGAAUGGUUGGACUAACAAUCCUUAUGACACAACAAGAAGCCCAAGCGGAAGCAGUGGUGGCGAGGCUGCUUUGAUUGGUGCUGGUGCUUCUGUGAUAGGUAUAGGCAAUGACUCAGCUGGAAGUUUACGAAUGCCAGGUUUAUUUUGUGGCAUUUACAGUCACAAGCCUACUGUUGGUUUGGUUUCCCCUCAUGGACAAUUUGCGUGUAUUGAAAAUGUCACAACAAUUGGACCAAUGUGUAGGUAUGCGGAAGAUCUAAUGCUUCUACUGCAAGUAUUAUCAAUGGAUAAGAACAAAGCUAUCAAAGACUGCGCUGUUAAGUUUUCAAAGCUGAAAAUUUAUUACACAUUGUCAAUGUGUUCUAAGGCCAGCCCUUCACUGGAUGGUGAGCUUAAAGAUGCUUUUCUAAAGGUGCUAUCUCACUUUGACAGAACCUAUGGAAUCAAGUCCAAAGAAGUAUCCAUGCCAUUACUGAAGAAAAGCGAAGAAAUCUAUAAACACAAUCUUAUCCAUGCUUCCGGAAACACGGAAGAGAUCCUAAAGCUUAUGAGGUGCCCUCCCACUCUUAACCCAACCAAAGAACUCAUAAAAUACCUCUGCGGUGUUUCAAAGUACACCAUCGUGGUACCAUUCAUGUUAAAACUUUCAAAAUUACCUUUGUGGUACAGGGAGAGUGACGUUUCAUACUACAAAGAUCUGUUGCAAGAACUGCAAAAAGAGUUUGACGAACUUCUCGACGAUAACUCAGUGUUUUUGUGUCCUACUUUGCCAGUAACAGCAUUACAUCAUGUUGAAACUCAAUGCUUAAGUUUCAGUCUAAGUUAUGUAGGAUUAUGGAAUUUGCUUGGUUUGCCAGCAACGCAUUGCCCGCUAGGCCUUAAUGAGAAUGGUCUACCUUUGGGUUUGCAGGUAGUUAGUAGUAAAAAUAACGAUGGUUUAAAUUUCUUAAUUGCUGAAGAACUUGAGAGGGUAUUUGGUGGUUGGGUUUCACCUGGUGAAAUUUUACAGUAAGUGCUAAAUGAAGUUUAAAAGUUCCUAAUUUUGCUUUUGACUCUUACGUUCAAUUAAUACCAAUAUAAUCGAACUCAUUUAUAACGAGUACUUAGAUACUGAAACAAUUUACGAAAAUUAUUGAAAAAAUUAUAAUUAAAAUCAAAAUUAUUGAA
Messenger RNA from Parasteatoda tepidariorum (common house spider), 2097 nucleotides. Its product is annotated as fatty-acid amide hydrolase 2-B-like. NCBI's taxonomy places the organism in Eukaryota, Metazoa, Arthropoda, Arachnida, Araneae, Theridiidae. The record is from RefSeq and is a predicted model, not a curated record. Gene Ontology annotation, cellular component: endomembrane system.